AUCCUGCUGUCGUUACUAAAGUUGGUAUAACUAGAGAAGCAUUCAUUCAUCUCGUCAAACUCUGUGUUACGGUGUGUUUGACCCUAAAUUAAUUCACACCGUAAUAUCCCUUUAAGAGCCUUUUUAUCCAUUGUUACCAUGGAAACGAUUACCUCUUUAUAAAAAGCUUGUUCAUCCCUGAGCCUGUUUACUCACAAUCAAAACCAGAUCUUUGUCCUGUUAUUUGGGAAAACGUUAACACUAAAACUCAUAUCUGUGUCCUCAAAGUGAGGUCACCGGGUUAGGCAGAGGACGAAACGAACAAAAAGCCGCUUCAUGAAGGCUAACCUUUGAAUCGGCCGUGGAUUUUUAGAAGCCUGGGUUUGAGAAAUCUGAGUCUGGUCUGGAUGAAAUGAGUUGCAAAGGACUGACAAAGAAGUGAAAAUCCUGCUUUCACACCUUCAAACAAUCGUCGAAGAGCUGUUGUUGUUUUUCUAAACAUUGACAGAUGCAGCCGUUCUGUGCAGACUGAUAAACGGGACUCUUGGAUGAUUUCAGCGAGUGUUUCGUACCCAGCACAGAAGGUGACCAGUGCUUCAGUCUGCCAAAUACUUGGUGUUUUUCAAAGCCGCUCCUGUAAACCUGAAACGCACCACCUGCUGCUCCCCCGUCGUCCGGUGUCUUCGCUUAGUUUCCUCCGCAGACAGCCGUCUGCUGAGCCAGACUGCUCCGCUUGUACGGAGGAGGACGAUUCAGAGACAGAACCAGAAAGGACAGAUAACCAGGUCUGCAGCCAUCUGCCAGCAGGAACCAGAGGAGCUGUGCUGGACUGGAAAAUUCCUGGUCUCCAUCCUUGCUUCCUCUACCCUCGUUUCCUUCCCCCCUUUCCUCUGAGACUGAGAGACUGUCGCACAGAGACUUCGAUGUCGAGGUGCGGGAGGCGGAGCCAGUCCUCCCGCCUCCCUCCUCUUCUGCUCACUACGUAUGACCUCCAACAUAUCAUACCCCCCACCGCCACAGACCCCGCCCCCUUUUGAUCGGUCCGGGAGAGACAGACUGACACACGUAUGCAUUGCUUCCAGUGUCACAGCAGUUGGACUCAGUUUCUUUGGGAUUAUUGAGUUUAGUGAGUUUCAGGAGAGCCGAGAGAAAAAUGUGUCUUUGUAGGAUUUAAUCUUUCUGUUGUCUUUAUUUUGUUUUUGUUUCUUUUUUCUUUCACAAAAAACAAGAAACAUUGAAAAAAAGAGAGCAAAUUAAAUAUGGUGGAGAAGUUCCAAAACCAUCCUGGAUCAGGUGUUGUAGUAUUUUACUUUGUUAAAGUAGACGCAGCAGCAGCAGCAGCAGCAGCAGCAGAUGGCUGUUAGCAUCAUGUCCUCCUCCUUUUGUCAUGAAUCAUUGUGUAGUCCGUAGAGGAAAGUGUAAGAGGAAGACUGUCUGUCAUGUUGUGUCAUUUCUGUGUGUUGACCAGCAGUAAUAACACCUUUCUCACUGUCUCACAUCGGCGGGGAACGUCUCUCUGUCCCCGACUCUCUGGUGACAUUUUCUUUCUCCGUCCAACAUCCAGCUGAACUUGAAACGUUUGGAAAGUUGUUGUCAAAGUUCGAUGACCUUUCCGCCGUCCAUAUGAACACAUGAACUAGAGCUGUUCCAAUAUGAUAUUGAUAUCACCAAUAUCAAUAUCAGACCGAUAUUCAAUAUUGAUAUUGAAUAUUGGUCCGAUAUUAGCAAAAAAACAAGUUAGCUGAACUAGAAGCGUUUGGAAAAUUGUCAUCAAAGUUCGAUGACCUUUCUGCUGUCCAUCUGUAACACAUGACCUAGAGGUGUCCUGAUAUGAUGCCUGAUAUCGGUCUGAUAUCAACACAUUAGUCUGUUGAUAUUAGUCCAAUAUCAAUAUCGGACCAAUAUCCUUUAUUGAGAUUGAAAAUUGGUCCGAUAUCAGCAAAAAAAAAAAAAAAAUAUCUGAUUAUAUCAGCCUGCAUCUAAAAUCUCUAAUAUCGGCUCUUUGAAAGUUGUGGUUAAAGUUUGAUAACCUUUCUGCUGUCCAUCUGUAACACAUAAACUAGAGGCUCUUCUGAUAUGAUAUCAGACCGAUAUCUGGUUAUAUCGGCCUGCAUCUAAAACCUCUUAUAUCGGCACUCUUAAAGUUGUCAAAUUUCAAUGAACUUUCUGCUGUCUAUCUAUAACACAUGACAUAGA
Molecule: messenger RNA, 2175 nt
Organism: Xyrichtys novacula (pearly razorfish)
Lineage: Eukaryota; Metazoa; Chordata; Actinopteri; Labriformes; Labridae
Source: the annotation of a GenBank genome assembly